This is a messenger RNA of Halteromyces radiatus, 711 nucleotides long. RefSeq names its product histone-fold-containing protein. NCBI's taxonomy places the organism in Eukaryota, Fungi, Mucoromycota, Mucoromycetes, Mucorales, Cunninghamellaceae. The record is from RefSeq and is a predicted model, not a curated record. Gene Ontology annotation, biological process: negative regulation of transcription by RNA polymerase II; positive regulation of transcription by RNA polymerase II; RNA polymerase II preinitiation complex assembly. Bases 91 to 522 code for a protein of 143 amino acids. Gene Ontology annotation, molecular function: protein heterodimerization activity; general transcription initiation factor activity; TBP-class protein binding. The transcript has 4 exons. Gene Ontology annotation, cellular component: negative cofactor 2 complex.
UUUUUUUUUUCUUUUUUUUGUUUGACCUUGUUUUCUUUUAUACAACUUAAUAUACAUAUAUAAAACGGAUUAUCUCUCUAUAUCAAUACAAUGAGUGAUAACGAACGUUCUGGAUCCACUGUAGAUGACGAUCUCUCUUUACCAAAAGCCACAGUACAAAAGCUCAUCAAUGAAAUGAUGCCGGACGAUGUAGUAUGUGCCAAAGAUACGCGUGAUUUACUCAUCGAUUGUUGUGUUGAAUUUAUCCACUUGAUAGCCUCUGAAUCCAAUGAAAUCUGUGAAAAGGAAACCAAAAAGACCAUUGCUGGAGAACACGUAUUACAAUCAUUACAAGCUCUGGGGUUUGAAGAGUAUGUAGAAGAAGUGGAUGAUGUCUUUAAGGAACACAAAAAACAACAAAAGGACCGGGAUAAGAAGAGUACCCGACUGGAAAAUACUGGAAUCUCUGAAGAAGAAUUAUUACGACAACAAGAACUCUUGUUUGCACAAUCACGACAAAAGUUUGAAGCACAACAACAGUAGAUAGUUUUACAACAUAUAGUUUUUUUUUUUAUUUAUUUAUUGAUUUUUCUAUCUCUCGUCUUUACUUUUUUUUUUUUAUUCGAUCGAUUGAUUUUUCUAUAUAUUCCAUGUACCAUACUUCCUCUUCAUCCAAUUCCUAUUCUCUUUCAUUUAUUUAUCUAUCUUCUUUGUAUUUUUUUUUUUCUCUUU